AUGAUGCAAGCCAAGAAGAUCAAGUACGACGUCAUCGGACUGACCGAGACGAGACGACGUCACCCUCUCAACGCCAUAUAUGAAACUGGAGAAGAACUGUUCUUAGGAACAUGCGACAGUAGAGGUGUUGGUGGAGUUGGCGUCUUUGUCAACACGAGUAUGGCAAAGAACAUCGACUCUUUUGAACAACUUACGACCCGAAUCGGACGUCUGCGGAUGAGAAGAUGUGGCCCAACACCAGCUUUGACUAUCUUCGUCGCUUACGCUCCAACAUCAAGCUACGAAGAAGAAGAAGUCAAAGCUUUCUAUAUGGACCUGGAGAAGUUCCACCGAGAAGACCAUGCCUUCUACAAGGUCAUAAUUGGCGAUUUCAACGCCAAGGUUGGCCCAAGAAGAACGCCGGAGGAACUUCACAUCGGGACCCACUGCCUACAAUGGAAUGACCAGGGGGAGAGGCUCUCCAAGUUCAUCAUGAGGACUAAGACCAUCCAUGGGAACUCGCAAUUCCAGAAGCCCUCCUCUCUACGCUGGACGUAG
Messenger RNA from Necator americanus (New World hookworm), 537 nucleotides. RefSeq lists its product as uncharacterized. NCBI's taxonomy places the organism in Eukaryota, Metazoa, Nematoda, Chromadorea, Rhabditida, Ancylostomatidae. Bases 1 to 537 code for a protein of 178 amino acids. The record is from RefSeq and is a predicted model, not a curated record. The transcript has a single exon. Gene Ontology annotation, molecular function: catalytic activity.